AAUACUAUUUUAAUAAGCAAUCUUCUCCCAGGAUGUCAGGGGUCCUUUUUCAUUAGCCUCCCCUCCUUUUGGGCUUGUCAAGGAGUAUAACAACUUGGAGAAGAGGCAGCGGAGGACCUGGUUUCCUUACUCAUUAGCCUCCCACCCACUCACUCCAAUCUUUUGGCUUGUCAAGGAGUAUAACAACAACUUGGAGAAGAGGAAAUCGAAGGGAGUGGAGCAUCCUCAAAGAGGGCAUCCAUGUGGUCGUGAGUGAAGGAGGGAGUGAGCACGCAGGGAAGGGAAGACGGUGACUCGGCCCGGGGUUUGGAGAAGGCGGCGGCCAUGGGAGACUCGGGUCUUUUGGGCUCCUCCUCGGUGUCGGCCCCUCCGCGGGUCCACAGCGCCAUCGUGGAGCGCCUCCGGGCGCGGAUCGCCGUCUGCCGCCAGCACCACCUCAGCUGCGAGGGCCGCUACGAGCGCGGGCGGGCGGAAAGCGCGGAUCGAGAGCGGGAGAACACCUUGCAGCUGCUCAGCCUCGUCCAGCAGGGACCCGCCGCCAGGAAAGGCAGCAAGCACGGCGGCAGCAAGGCGGCCCAUGCGCACGGCCCCGCGGCGCCACCUAACGCAACAGCGCCCCCUGCGGCGGACUACUUCCACGCCCCGCUGGUCAGCAACGGCACAGCCGCCAAUGGCCGGAGUGGGCUCAACGGGGAGCAGCAGCAGCCACACAGCGCCGCGGAGCAGAGGAACUCCGCCCUCAUCGCGCUCCAAGGUUCUUUGAAGAGAAAGCUGGUGGUGAAUCUCUCGCCAGCCAACAAUAAAAGAUCAAAUGGCAUUGCUGACAACGCCUUCCUUGACAUUAAGAGGGUCCGUGUUGGGGACAAUAACCUUUCUGCAGGACAUGGACACUGUGGUAACAAUUGCCAGAACCCCUCGGUGUUAGGAGCCUUGACAGUUGGCCAAGGUUCUCAGAGGGUCAACAGUCCAACAAACAGUACCCACUCAAAUGCCAAUGGGAUGUUUAACUUGACACUAAAGGAGGUAAAGAAAGAACCAGGAGAGACCUACUCUUGCAGCAAACACUCAGAUAAUCAAGCGUCCCAGGGCCAUCCUUUUCCUAACAGAUACGGAGAAGACAUGGGAGAACAGCUGAUGGACCCAGAACUUCAGGAACUAUUCAAUGAGCUGACGAAUAUUUCUGUGCCACCCAUGAGUGAUCUUGAACUUGAAAAUAUGAUAAAUGCCACCAUCAAGCAAGAUGAGCCAUUUAACAUUGACCUCGGGCAGCAGAUCCCGAGAACUCCCCCUGCCAGAUCUACAUCAUUGCAGAUGGAUAAGAUGGUGAUCAAGCAAGAAUAUUCACCCACGAUGAACCAGGCUUCAGCUGGGUCACCCCAAAUGAGGCCUUCCUCUACGGGUCCCCCUUUCACCAUGUCAACUGCUGCUAUGUCCACCUCAUCUCCAAUUCCUUCAGUGCCUCAGACUCAAACCACUCCAUCUCAAGCACCAUCAAUUCCCAACCGACCAAUGGGCAGCUGGCAGGAAGUCUCCCAUGCCCAGCAGUUGAAACAAAUAGCAGCCAACCGUCAACAACAUGCCAUGAUCCAGCAAUGCCAGCAGGGUCAACCGUCCUCCUGGCCCACUUUGUCACCUGCAGAGCCUCCCCCUGGAUCGUUUGUCCAGGAAAAAAUGGCCAACCCUCCUUUUCAUCAGCAGCAGUUCAACCCGCAGAACUCGGGAGUACCUGCAAAUGGGAAUCUGCCAAAAGGAAUGAAUAACUACAUCUACCGGGCAAAUGCCCUAUCCCAGGGAGGCUCUGUCAACACCAUGAUGCAGCGAAAGACUCAGGACCUCAGCAGAGGUUAUAUCAGCAACAGUCAGUUGCCGCUGGAGGAGCCUCAGAACAACAUCAAGCCUUUGUUUCACUUCAACUCUGAACAACCAAGCCAGCAAAUGCCUUCCGUUUUGAGCUCCCAAAACAAGCCUUCGAUUCUGCACUAUGCACAGCAGCAGCAGCAACAACAACAGCCUAACUCAGUAGCUGUCCAGCCGCAGACACAGCAGCAACAAUCAACACAACAGCAGCAACAAUCUACCCAGCCUCUUCAAAGACCACCAAAUGUUUCCUUAGCUUUGCAGCAAAAAAUUAUGCUCCAGAAAAUGCUGCAGAAUCAGCCCCUGUCAAGACAGCAGUAUCCUGUUCCAACACAGCACCAACUGGAUCAACACUCCGUCCUUGGCCAAAGUACAGCCCCCAGCCCAAGUUCUGGCACUUGUACAAAUCCAAAUGCUGGAAGCAGUUACAUGAAUUCACCCCAGCAAGCGUUGCUGAAUCAGCAGCUGAAACAACAACUUCUCCUGCAGCAGCAGCAGCAACAACAACAACAACAGAUAUUAACAGAAGCAGAGAAGAUAACUCCUCAGGACCAGCUGAAUCGGCACCUCGCGAGGCCACCACCGGACUAUAAAGACCAAAGAAGGAAUCAAGUCAACAUACAGCAAACCCACCAAUAUUCCAGUGGAUCAGCCACUGUGAGCAUCAGUUCCAGCCUAUGCUUUUCCAACCCCAUUUCAACUCCUUUGACACAAACGUCAACUCUACUAUCGACAGCUCAUGGAACCAGGCUGCCUUCUCUUCCGGCCAGUCACCACAUGAGCUGUUAUGGGAAUGUCCCUCGCAGUCAACCCAACGCGUACAAUGUGACAUCUUCAAGGGUGAGCCCAGUCCCACAGAACAGGAACCCAAAUCCAGUUGUAUCUAGUCAGAACAGUCCAGCAGCCUCUCAACAAGUCCCUCCUGGGCAAGGAAACAACUUACCGACAUUUAAUAGUGGUCCCGGGAUCAACCCCCAGCAAGGGAAGCUUGGCUUGAGCCAAGGGACCGCCACACAAAGACCGGCAAACGUGUUGGUCUCUUCGAAUUCCACAUCUCAGAACUGGGUUUCUCCAGAAACAGGAGUAAAACAAGAAACACGAAAGGCCAUGGGUUCCCCUUUCCCAACAGGGAGCCCUUAUACAAACCAGCAAAUGCAACGCACAGCUGCUCACCAGCAAUUCUCCCAGCGUGCCAUGGUGCCUGCUUCCCAGUUGGCCACUGCCCAGAUGAGGACACCCGUGAGCCAGAUGAACCAGACUCUAAAUGGACAAGUGGCUGGGUCACCAAAAUCCCAGAAUGCAAGGUCUAACCAGGUACGGGCACAGGCCAUGCCACACUUAAAUCCAGCUGGGGUUGGCAUGGCAUCUCCACCACACACCUUGCCAUCCAACCAUUUUUCAUCCUCUGCCAAUCCAACACCUGCCAGGGCUUAUCAAGGAACUGAUCAUGCUAGCGACCUAGCAUUUGACUUUCUGAACCAGCAUGGAGAUAACAUUGGGCCAGCGCUCAACAGUGAUCCGGACUUCAUUGAUUCUUUGUUGAAAACAGAACCUGGUAAUGAUGACUGGAUGAAAGACAUCAAUCUUGAUGAAAUAUUAGGUGGCCAUUCCUGAGACAAUGCAGUUGACAAUCACAAACGCAUGGUGUUUCUUUACGGUCGUUAAAUAUGUUUGCCCCCAAAACUUGGAUAUCACACUGUAAUGUUUGUAGACAAAAAGAAGGUAUCCACUGGAUUGGAUCCAGGCUUAGUCGUGACUGACUCAAGUGCUAUUGAUGUCAGUCAGCCUCCCUUAGUAUAUGAUGAAGCCUGGAUUAGGGUUGUAAAGAACAAUUGCAAAUUUUCUCAUCCUCAUUGAGAAAAGGGGUCUCAACACAAUAAGACACCCCAUUGGGACUGCUGCAAAAUUUUUUCACAUUUCAGGACUUUUGUGGAAAUUUCAUUUGCACAAGAAAACAUUUGUUUUUGUGUAAAACAAAAUCCCAUUUUUUUGGUUGGGAUUCUGUGUUUUGCUCUGCAAAAAGUCCCUGAAAGCAAAAAAUAUUGGAAAAUGUCCAUGAUCUCACUUCAUGAGGGGAAAACAUUUGAAACAAUUUCUUCAUUCAUGCAAGAAUGAAAUAAGCAAGGAUUUACAUCUCUAGUGUGGAUCCAACCCACAGCUUUCCGAAUAAUCAAAGGGGCUGUUAGUGGUUUACCCUGGGAAACCAUGCAAACAAUUACUAUAUUUGCCUACACACAAAAUCUACUUUUUCAAACUGAAAUAAUAUUUACAUCUAUAUGUCUAAGUGGAAACUCAGGAGGAAAUGUCCAUGACAUUAGAUAUACUAUAUAUACUCAUGUAUGAGUCAAUCAGAUAUAAGGGAAGGUUUUGGAGCCAAAUUAUGGAUUUUGAUAUUAUACAUGGAUAAUCUAGUAAUUCCAUGGAGAAGGAAAAGCAACAGCACUGUCUCAGAGGCCACUAUUUUCCAUGCAGGCUUUUUAAAAAAAAGGCUUAGAGGGGAUCAGUGCUCCAGGAUUUUUUUUUCGUGUCAGGAGCAACCUGAAUUGCUUCUGGUGUGAGAGAAUUGGCCGUCUGCAAAGAUGUUGCCCAGGGGACGCCCGGAUGUUUAGUGCUCCAGGAUGGACUAAGCUCUUUCCUUUUGCUAGGGAAGGGUUUCUUUUUGUUACCUGAGUUAAGGCACAAAACUUAAUGGAUAAGUUGACUCAGGUUUUGGGGGUCAAUUUUUGGACUAAAAUUAUUUGACUUAUAGAUGAAUAUAUACAAUAUAUCUGCUGUUCUAUUCAGCUGGAUAGAGCGAGGGCACAUGUACAUACAGACAUAUCUGGAGCAGUGAAUGGGGAAAACAAAAUAUUCAACCAGAAACUCUUUAGGAGUUAUCAUAGUAGUCACCAGACAUGAGCAAAAAAUAGUUGCUCUAUAAUAGGAUACACAUUUUCAUAUAAAAGGUCCCAGGCUCUUCUGCUAUCCUCCAGGUAGAACUGAGAAAGAUCCCUGCCUGAAAACCUGGGCAGCCACAACCAGUCAGUCUUGGUCAAGGAUGGAGAACUUACGGUGCUCCAAAGAUUUGGGGUUACAACUUCCAUCAGACCUAGCUGUUAUAGCCAGUAUAUUGAGGAAUCAGGGGAGCACCUGUGCAACAAUUUCAGGAGGGGUGUGCCUUCUUAAUUCCUGGAUGGAUCAAUGAGCUGACCAAGUACAAAACAGUAUUUAUGUUCUUAGAUCAGAUAAUCCAAAAUGCAAUGCCUUCAUUCUCGGUACUUGUUUAUCAUGCAGGUUCACUGCCAUCCCAUCUCUUCCUAAGUCUUAUCCUUAUAGGAUAAUGUCAUUCUUUAAGCACUAGAGACCUUCAAAAAAAUAAGUAUUCAGCCAUUUCACACCUCAAACGUCAUCCAUCUUCAACACUUUUUUUCCUACCCAUAAUUUCCUGCUCCAAGACCCUGCUCGUUCCUAGACCUUUUUGUGUGUGUCCUAUUUGCCCGUUUGCUGAGCUAAUCAGGCUUAAGGCAGUGCUUUCAACAUUUCAUUGUAUGCUGCCAAAAGAUCCUUUGACAGAGGACAGAAUAUAAACAUUUUAAUUAAUUAUUAGGGUACAUUUUGGAUUCAUUUGUGCCUUUCAGCUUAGUGCAGCUUCUGUCAGGAUAUUUCAGUGUCUCACGUGCAGAGAAAUUGAAAUAUUUGUAUCCAUAAUGACAGGAAAAUUCUAGGAGUUUAUGUCCAAAGGAAAAAACUUCUCCAGGCUGUGUUUAUUUUGACGGGAGGGUGCAGUUAAAGAAAUGUAAGCUGGAAUGCUCUAUAUUGCAUAAGUUUACACAUACUUAGCUGUGUAGGAAAGGUGAUAAGGAAACCUGUUAAUGAAUUGUGAAGAUGCCCAAGACUGCCCCAAUGGAUAUUAAGUUGCAAUGUGUAUCAAUAUGCAGUGGUCAAUUUGCUGGCUUCCCUACAGAGUAAUGCAACAGCAGCUCCUAGCUGAAUAUACAGACAUUGCAAAACUGCUCAGUUCUCUAUCCUACAGAUGUUAAGCCUACUUACAAAAAGUGAGUCCCAAAAUUAAUCAUUUCCAUAGGUCUCCAUCCUCCUCUUCAAGGACAUAGAAGAGCUAGACACCAUGGUAGCUUAACAUUUCUGGUUUCCCAUCAUUUCAUCCUUCUGCCUCUUGGCACACAUCCCAUUUUUCAAACGCACAAUAUCUUUGGAGCAGGUGAGUGUUUAUUUCAUGGCAUCAUGUACUAAUAGUUAGUGUUGGCUGUGUGACCAAAACGCGGCAAACCUAGGAUGUAUAUGUAUCUUUGGAAACAACAAAUCCUACAUCCUUCAUAACAUUAUGUAUCUUCUUUCUCUUAUUUGUUUUGAAACCAUUCUGGUUAAAUGCACUGCCCUUUAUUUUUGCAUUAUUGAAUCAGGAGCAUUUCUCAGUAUUGGCUUGUAAAUAUAUAUAAAACCAUUUUUGUAAACUUUUGUACAAAAAAAUGUAAUAUUUUGGUAGGAAUACUGGUAUCAUAUUCUUUGGGUUAUAUUUAUACGUAUGUGAAAUAAAAAUGUACUGUCUAAACUUCGUAUUUUGUAUAGCCAAGGAACAAAAAAAAUUGCUUACAUUUUGUAUCUCAAUAUAUGACGUUGUUGUUGAGGAUUAUA
This is a messenger RNA of Anolis carolinensis (green anole), 6489 nucleotides long. RefSeq names its product mastermind like transcriptional coactivator 2 (gene maml2). Lineage: Eukaryota; Metazoa; Chordata; Lepidosauria; Squamata; Anolidae. Gene Ontology annotation, molecular function: transcription coactivator activity. The coding region runs from base 325 to 3471 and encodes 1048 amino acids. The transcript has 5 exons. Gene Ontology annotation, cellular component: nucleoplasm; nuclear speck. Gene Ontology annotation, biological process: Notch signaling pathway; positive regulation of transcription of Notch receptor target. The record is from RefSeq and is a predicted model, not a curated record.